GAACAUUAUGACAUUUGCUGUAUUCUUGGAGCUGGAACGGGAAUCGAGCAAAGAAUAAUUUGUUAAACUCAAUUGGAGAACGUCUUUGGAGCGUUGUACUUCAUUUGUUAUGCGAUUCACAAGCCAAAACAAAUCAAAACUCGUUUUUAGCCCACGGCUGUGCAAGACUCACUUAUCUGGAGACCAUUUUCGAGCUGAACAAACAGUCGCGAGGCACCUGAAGGCAGAGGCACUUCGCUCACUGAUGAAGAUUUCGUAAGGCCUUCAGUUGAAAGUUUUGGCAAAUGUGCGGGCUGGUCGGACGCCAUGUUUCGGAAUGUGCUGUGUCUGGCGCUGGGCCUCAUUGUGGGCAUGCAGCUGACCGAGCUGUGGGACUAUUGGACGCUUACGGGUGAGGAAUAUGAGAGCACAGCUAUUGCGGCUGACACAGCCGCGCCCAUACACACGGCCCUAGCGAGAGCAUCGCUGGCGGACUGGCUUUAUCAUGAGACACGUGUGCUGUGCCUGGUGCUGACCAUGCCAGCUCACCACAAGACGAAGGCGGCAAAGGUCAUGUCCACAUGGGGCGCACGCUGCAACAAGCUGAUCUUUAUGAGCAGCCAAGAUGACGACGUGUUGGGCGCUGUGAAUCUUAAUGUGUCGGAAAGUCGCGACAAUCUGUACGCCAAGAUGCGCGCGGGCUUUGCCUAUGCUUAUGAGCAUCACGUGGAGGAUUAUGACUGGUUUCUCAAGGCGGAUGACGACACCUAUGUGGUAAUGGAGAAUCUGCGACUCUUUCUCUAUCCCUUCGACCCGGAGGCACCUGUCUUCUUCGGGCAUCGAUUUCGCACUUCUUAUCCGCAUGGCUAUAUGUCGGGCGGUGCUGGCUAUGUGCUGAGUCGCGAUGCAUUGCGUCGAUUAAACCUGUUCGCUCUGAACAAUACCAAAUUCUGUCCACUAAAUACCAAUGCAGAGGAUAGGCAAAUUGGUUAUUGCCUGCUGAAUGUGGGCGUGGCAGCUGGCGAUUCCAGGGACGAGCGAGGACGUGAGAGAUUUCUGCCACUUCAUCCCAGGCACUUGAUGCCCCAAAUACAAAAGGGCACUUGGCUGGAUACCUACUCUUACUUCAAGCCCAAUUUGAGCGAUUGCUGCUCCGAUUCGGCCAUUAGCUUCCAUUAUACCAAAAUGCAUGAGUACGAUAGGUAUGAGUUCUUCCUGUAUCAUCUUCGAGUCCAUGGGCUGCCAGAAAAGCUGAGUGUUCUGCCAGCGCGCCUAACCUAUAAGCAGAUGGAGGAAAAGAUCGACUUCUGGAAUCAACAAAUCUCUGACAAGACUACGCCACUCGACUGAGAACUAGCAUCCAUAGUUGAGUUAGGAAUUUGUAUGCAUAUCAAUACUUUAAAGUAUGAUUAAGUAAUUGCAUGCUGCAAAUAUUAGAAGUAAGAAUGUUGCAGUCGAAUGCGCACGACUGCACGCUACUCGUUCACAGGAGAAACUGCCUAACCAUACAGCUGAAAGCUCUAUCAAUAGAUGAGCUGAUUCCUUAUGGUUAUUUUCGCUUGACAAUUGGGCAAUAUCAAGAUUGGAUCUGUAGUAACGUAACUGCUAAGCAUUGGGUCUUUGUUAGACGAGCACUGCACAAAAAGAAUAUACCCUCUCAAUUUUGUGAGCGAGUAUAAGAACUUGGUCUGGUCAAGGUCGGAUGAAAACAUUUACACCGAUAUUAUAUAUCUAUAUUUUAUAUAUUCACAGAUCAGAGUUACUAA
Molecule: messenger RNA, 1745 nt
Organism: Drosophila hydei
Lineage: Eukaryota; Metazoa; Arthropoda; Insecta; Diptera; Drosophilidae
Product: glycoprotein-N-acetylgalactosamine 3-beta-galactosyltransferase 1-like
Exons: 3
Coding region: 307-1329 (340 amino acids)
Cellular component (GO): membrane
Molecular function (GO): N-acetylgalactosaminide beta-1,3-galactosyltransferase activity
Source: RefSeq, a predicted model, not a curated record